AUGGCCUCUCGUGUCCUGGUCUCUGGUCUCCCCCGGUCGCUCCCUCCCCUCCCCCCGGGGCCUGCCCCUACCUGUGUCCCCUGCGUCGAGGGGCGGCAGCGCGCCGCUCCUCACUCCUCCGAGUUUCCGCCGACAGAGGCUCCGCUGCAGACUCUUCACAUGGACGUGUGGGGCCCAGCCCGCAUCCGUGGACAGGGUCACGAGCGCUACUUCCUGCUGGUAGUUGACGACUACUCGCGUUACACCACAGUCUUCCCCUUGCGCCGCAAGGAUGAGGUCACUGAGGUGUUGAUCGACUGGAUCCGCGCAGCUCGUCUCCAGCUCAGGAAGAGUUUCGGCUCGGACUUUCCUGUUCUGCGUCUGCACUCUGACAGAGGUGGAGAGUUUUCCUCCGGCCCUCUGCGAGCCUUCUGUCGUGCGAGGGGCAUCCGCCAGACGUUCACGCUUCCGGCCUCUCCACAGCAAAAUGGGAUUGCUGAGCGCCGCAUUGGCAUGGUCAUGGAUGUCGCUCGCACGUCCAUGAUCCAUGCGGCUGCUCCCCAUUUUCUGUGGCCGUUUGCGGUUCAGUACGCGGCGCGUCAGAUCAACCUUCAGCCCUGGGUCUCCUUGCCGGAGACCUCCCCCACUCUGCGGUGGACGGGGAAGGUUGGCGAUGCGUUUGCGUUCCGUGUCUGGGGGUCUCGGGCUUUUGUCCGAUACUUGUCUACGGACAAGCUGUCUUCCCGUGCCAUUCCCUGUGUCUUCCUUGGCUUCCCCCCUGACGCGCCUGGUUGGCAGUUCUACCACCCCACCUCGCGCCGUGUUCUGUCCUCCCAGGACGUCACGUUUGACGAGUCGGUUCCGUACUACCGUCUCUUCCCCUACCGCGCUGCCCCCCUUCCCCCCCCGCCGCUCUUCCUUACGCCAGGUCCCCCCCCGGUAGACCCCCUCCCCCCUCAGGGUCCUGCUCCUUCAGGUGUGUCUCAGGUAGACCCCCCCCCCUUGGCUGAGCCUUUGAAGGUGACUUCCGACACCUCUGGCCCACCUGAGGGGGGUGACGCUGCUGCUGACGCCCCGGCGGCCUACCGCCGCGCACCACGCUUGGAGACCCCUCCGGGGUUCCCUCCGCGACCUUCUUCGCCGCCUCUGCAGCCGGUUCCUGUUGACUCUGGUGCUGUUGGGAGUGGUGCUCCUGGAGGUGCUGCGUCUGGGGGUGCGGAGUCUGGGGGUGCUGAGCCUGCGCGUGAGGAGACUGGAGGUCCUGCGCCUGGGGGUGCUGUGUCUGGGGGUACUGAGCCUGUGUGUGCGGAGUCUGGGGGUGCUGAGUCUGGAGGUGAGACGCUUGAGGGUACUGGGACUGCUGGUGCGCGGCCUACUUGGAGUAGCUGCCUUCGUCCACGUGUGCCUCUCACCACUCAGCAGCUGCACGACUGGUACGGUCGCCGUCAGCGUCGCGCUGCUGGAGCCCGGGGCUCUGCUGCUGGAGGCACUGGAGCUGCUGGGACAGGGGGUGCUGCGCCUGGAGGUGCCGUUGCUGGAGACACUGAGGCUGGAGACCCUGGGACUGGGGGUGCUGGUUCUGGGGGUGCUGCUACGGGAGACCCUGCGGUUGGAGACCCUGGGACUGCAGGUGCCGGUUCUGGGGGUGCUGCUGCUGGUGACGCUGGCCCUGGUGGUGCUGGCACUAGAGGUACCGGUUCUGCGGCUGAAGCUGCUCGCGCUGCUGGAGGCACUGGAGCUGCUGGAGUUGCUGGAGACCCUGGAGCUGUUGGAGGUGUUGGAGCUGCUGGAGGCACUGGAGCUGCUGGAGGUGCUGGAGGUGCUGGUGCAGCUGCGCCGACACGACUGUUCUUCGCUCCGCCGUCUCCGUCGUCUCUGCCGCCGCCUGACUCUGCUCUUCGUCAGGUUGUUACUCUCCCGUCAUCUACUGGUCUUCCGUUACAGCCUGGCUCACCGCUGCCUGCUCCUUCCCCUUACACUGAGCAGACAGGUAGUCUUGCUGAGCGUCAUGAGCCUGCGUCGCGUCCAGUCUCGCCUGUUCGUUCUGGUCGUACUGGUCGUCGUGUUUCUCGUUUGCGUCAGCCGACUGUCCCCAGUGCACACCUUGUUGUCCGUCGUCCUUCCUCUGUUCCGCAGUCUGUUCCUCUGCCGUCUCCCCCUGCGUCCUCUCUGCCUGCCGUUCCGGACCCUGCGUCUGACCGGUUUCGUGCUGAGCACCCUACUGUUACGCGUCUGUUAGCCACUGUUGUCACUGACCCGUCGUUUGAGUCUACUGCUGCGUCUGCCUUGGUCGCUGAGCUUGUUGACUUUGCUGCUGCCUGUCGUCUAGACUACGCCGCUAGUCUUGUUGCUGAGUCUGAGUCUGUCUGUCCUCCGUCCGUUGGGGGUGAGUGUGCUCUUAGCACGGACGUCCUUGAGGACAGGCAGGAGGAGUUCCAGUGUCUUGCUGCUGCUUUACCUCAUCUUGUGUCCUCACUGCUUGCCCCUGAGGGAGACCCGGAUGCAUUAGACAUCCCGACUCCACGCUCUUACGCGGAGGCGAUAGAGGGUCCCUACUCCUCUCAGUGGCAGGCAGCCAUGGACGUGAAGCGGCCGCCGGGUUCUCCGCCUGUCUUCAAGGCGCGUUACGUGGCUCGAGGCUUCAGUCAGCGGCAGGGAGUUGACUACUUUCAGACCUUCUCUCCCACCCCGAAGAUGACCACUCUUCGGGUGCUGCUACACAUAGCCGCUCACCGUGACUACGAGCUUCACUCUCUAGACUUCAGCACAGCUUUCCUACAGGGCAGCCUGCACGAGGAGAUCUGGCUGCGCCGCCCACCUGGCUUCACUGGGUCGUUUCCUCCUGGUACCCAGUGGAGCCUCCGGCGGCCGGUCUACGGUCUCCGCCAGGCGCCGCGUGAGUGGCACGACACACUGAGGACUACGCUUGCGGCUCUUGGGUUUGCUCCUUCUACUGCAGACCCGUCGCUGUUUCUACGCACCGACACCUCUUUGCCGCCGUUCUACAUCCUCGUGUACGUCGACGACUUGGUCUUUGCUACAGCUGACACUGCUGGACUCGCCUAUGUGAAGUCCGAGCUACAAAAGCGACACACGUGCACAGACCUGGGUGAACUGCGCAGCUAUCUUGGCCUGCAGAUCACUCGGGACAGAGCACGGCGCACCAUUACCCUGACUCAGUCACACAUGGUGCAGCAGAUCCUUCAGCGCUUCGACUUCACGUACUCCUCGCCUCAGGCCACUCCUCUGUCUACUCGCCACUCGCUCUCAGCUCUGCCUUCGGAUGAGUCCGUAGAGCCGAGUGGCCCGUACCCAGAGCUUGUUGGCUGCCUCAUGUACCUGAUGACCUGCACACGACCUGACCUGGCCUACCCUCUUAGCAUACUCGCACGCUAUGUUGCUCCUGGGAGACACCGACCAGAGCACAUGGCUGCAGCAAAGAGGGUGUUGCGCUACUUGUGCAGUACGUCGGGCAUGGGGCUCGUGCUUGGAGGGCGGAGUCGAGUGGUCCUCACGGGUCACGCAGACGCGUCUUGGGUCGACGACCUGGCUACGCAGCGGUCGUCGCAGGGUUACACCUUCAGCCUUGGUUCCGGCUCUGUUUCGUGGCGGUCUACUCGCUCGUCUUCUGUUCUCAGCUCCAGCUGUGAGGUUGAGAUCUACGCAGGAGCCAUGGCUGCACAGGAGUUACGCUGGCUGACCUACCUGCUGACUAACCUUGGAAAGCCGCCUCCUCGAGUUCUGUACGUAGACAACAAGGCCAUGCUCGCCUUGUGUCAAGAGCACAGACUGGAGCACAGAACGAAGCACAUCGCUCUUCGCUACUUCCUUGCUCGUGAGCUGCAGCAGCGUGGUCAGCUGCGCCUUGCUUACGUGGCCACUCGGGCCAACACUGCUGAUAUCUUCACCAAGGCUCUUCCGCCUUGCGAUCAUCAGCGCUUUUGUACUAUGCUAGGUCUUGUGCCUACUUGGCCUCACUUGCUCACUUCUUGA
Messenger RNA from Closterium sp. Yama58-4, 3972 nucleotides. Lineage: Eukaryota; Viridiplantae; Streptophyta; Zygnematophyceae; Desmidiales; Closteriaceae. The record is from the annotation of a GenBank genome assembly.